This is a messenger RNA of Paramecium tetraurelia, 3981 nucleotides long. RefSeq lists its product as uncharacterized. Gene Ontology annotation, molecular function: ATPase-coupled intramembrane lipid carrier activity. The record is from RefSeq and is a predicted model, not a curated record. Gene Ontology annotation, cellular component: plasma membrane. The transcript has 5 exons. Lineage: Eukaryota; Ciliophora; Oligohymenophorea; Peniculida; Parameciidae. Gene Ontology annotation, biological process: phospholipid translocation.
AUGACAGAAGAAGAUGAUAAUAUCAUUGCCUUUGAGGAAGAUGAUGACAAUGUGCCACCAAAAGAAUAGCCAAAAAUAUCCACCAGAUUUAAACAUAAACAAGUGAGACAACAAGAGAUCAGCAAUGAAUAGGCCUAGGAGGCGAGUGAGGAUGGCCCCGUGAUCAAUUUUACUAAACUAUUCAAGACUAGUAAGGAGGCAGGAGCUACAUAGGGAAUAAAAGUUGAUUCAUAAUAUGUGGCUCCCAUGGCAAAAUCUCUGUUUCUUAAUCCAGAUGAAAAAGAAGAGGAGGAUGACGACCCUGGUGUCUUGAAAUUGGAGGAUCCUGAAGAUUAGCCAUUGCCUCCAGAAGAAGGAGAUGUCUUUAUCAAAUCGAAAUCCAACCGUUCCUAGAGAAGCACUCCAAAAAAAGAUGAAAGUAUUUUGGAUGUGAUUCAGAAAUACGACGGAAAAAACAUGGAAAACAGUCUUGAAUUUUCUGUUCAUCCCAUCGGAAAGGGAACUACAGAACAAUUCCCAGCCAGUUAGGAAAAUAGAGAUGAAUUGGUGGACACUAUCUUCAGUCAAUAAUUGAAGAUAGGCAUUCAAUCAACAGAUCCCAAAACAGACUUUUAUGGAAUUUCUAUGUUGACACAAAAAGGCAGUUUGUUUCAAAAUGCACUCAAAAUGUCAUUAAAACGUGCUUUCAUGACUCCCAUUCUGCCAUUUAUUAUAAUCAUUACCAUUCUUGAUUAUACAAUGACGUCAGUUAAUCAAUUUUAAUUCUUUAUAAUAUACAUCCUGAUACUUGCUUCCUUGCCCACAUUUUUAUGGUAUAGGGUAUAUAGACAGGAAUUAGAUUUGGAAUUCAAAUUUGAUAGGCAAUUAGUAUCCGUGUUCGAUUUCGCAUAAAAACGAUUCAGUACCAGAUCCAUAAUUAGACUAUUUCCUGGGUGCAUAGUCUAAUUAAAGAAGGGAGACAGAGUGCCUGCACCCAUGAUAAUUCUAAGUGCAGAGGGCCGUGAACACGCUCAGGUCAAUUUUGGAGACGACAUAAAAACAUAUAAAGUGGCUGCUCCCAAAUUGCAAGAGCCUGAUUUGACAUACAUUGAUGGAUAAUUGGAAUUCAAUCAAUUGCCAAUAUUCUCAGAAAAUACUAAGGCUCGAUUGAGAUUGGAUUUGGUAGAACCAAUUGACGUGCAACUGAACCAUGACAACUUAGUGGAGGAGAAUGGAAUUGUAGAAUCAUCCGAAUUGAUUGGUGUCUUGCUUCAUUCUUCCACUCGUUAAAAGUAUUUAAGAGAAGCCUUAUCCUUCAAUCUACCCUUGUAUUUAAACCCCUUGAAUUCUGAGUUUUUCAGCAUCGGUAUUGCCAUAGUACUCUCAAUUACAUUUUCAAUUGCAGGAUCUAUUUGGAGUAGCAAUAACAAAGAUAAGCAUCUUUAUAUCAGAGAAUAAAGCAACUAUAAUUUUAUAUCCUUAUUAAUUGAUAGAUUGAUAAUCUUCAGCAACAUAGUCCCAAUAUUUGUAGAAGUGUUCAGACCAAUAUUUUUAUUGUUGGCAAGGAAGAAGGUCAUUGAUGAUAUUGGAAUGGACCCUCAAAGAUCAGGAUAAUUGACGAAGUUGAACAGCUAUAUAGCUCUGGAUAAUCUAGCUAAUACCAAGUUUGUCAAUUAUGGCUAAGUGCUAAAUGAGCCAAAAUUAAGAGUUGGAAAGGCCACCUUAUUAGGAGGACCAUAAGGAGAGAAGAAAGAUCUAGAGAAGAAUAAUGACGAUGUUAAGUUGCAGGGAUAUGAACCUAAACCUAAUAAGGAGAUUAUGGAAGAUUAGAUUUAAGUUAAUUAAUCAACUGCCUUUGAGUAAAUUGAUUUAGAAUAUGAUGCUCAAUGUGAUGAUAAGGAACGUAGCACAUUUGUAUUUGAAAGAGCAUUAUUGACACUACCAUAUAAGACUUUGAAUCCUACUUAAUUGGCCGUAUAGAAAUAUUGUUAAUUGGGUGAGUGUGUACAAUUUUCAUAUGAUGACAAUCAAAGAAGUGUAUUACUACCAAAGGAAGUGCUAAGAACAUAUACAGUGAAAUUGAUUGUUAAUACUGAAUAAUGGGAUGCUUAUUUGUAUGAGAUGCCAUUGUUGGAGGAGAAGGAUUUGGAAUCAGAUGAUGAAGAAGCAUCAGAUUUACAAUAAUUGCAAGAUAGAAUUAAGAAGGAUAGAGAAUUGUUUGAGAAAAUGAAUAGCAAAAGAUAUAUUUGGGUUUUGUAGGCUGAUAUCGAAAGUACUUUAUGUAAGGAGCAUCCUCAAUUAUCACAAUUUAUGUAAGGAAAAGCCAUCUUUGAGUAUACAUUCCAAGAAUAAGAAUAUUAGAGAUUGUACAAGCAAUUGGGAUCAUCAGCUUUUAAGAGGAAGUACAUUCAAUUACCCCCAUUUGCAGAAGAAUAAUUGAUGACUUAAAUUAAACCAUGUGGAGUAUUCUAAUUCUAGACUGUUGCUCAUCAUAAUUUCCACUUGUUAUUAGAUAUGAAUCUGGCUAUCAUUAGACAAUGGUUCUUCAUUAGAGACGUAGAAAGAGAUUAAACUCUACAAUAUUUGAAAUAGUAUAUGGAAUGUGUUGAAUUCACUAAGGAUGAUUUACAUAAUGAAAUGAAUAGUGUUAAGAGUCAAGCUGCCCCAUUAUUCAAAUAAUCCACAAGAGAAUUCAAAGUGUUUGAUAAUUUGUAUAAGAUUGAUGAUAAAUUCAUAACUCUGAUUAUCAAUUAGGAAGUGUUGGAUUAAGCAUUGUCAGAUGGAGAAAUGAGAUCACAGUUUUACGAAGUCAUUAUGAUUGCUUCCUUUGUUGUCUUCCAUGAUCUUACCAAAAUUCAAAUCGAAUAACUUAUCACAUUUCAAAAGGAUCAAUCUAAAACCUAGGCUAUUGUAUCCGUUGGACUACAUGAUGAAGACUUAUGUUUAUGCAAAGUCAACACAAUAAGAGCAAGUGUUCAAUCCCAAAGUGCUAAAAACCCAUCAUUAUUUUCUGCCAUGAGUCAUGUAGAAUUGGUUAGCUUAGAUGGAUUGUCCAAACUCAUCUUGACUCAUGCCAGACAAACCCAUGUUAGAACUGCUGGAUUUUUGUUAUUCAUACUUUAUAAGGGUUUCCUCAUUACUAUGUGCGAAUUCUUCUUCUCAUUCUUUAAUGGGUACUCCAGCACAUAAUUAUUCACAACCAGUUUCCACUUCAUGUUCUAGACCUAUUUCACACCGCUAUAUGGAUUUUUGAUCUUCUCCUUCUAUUCUGAUGUCAAUCAUAGAGUCAUUAGAAUGUUUGCUAGUGAAUUCAUCAAAUGUCAAAGAGAUUAUUAUUUCAACAGGAAGAAACUGUUCCUAAUAUUCUUUGAUUCAGUUUAUCAAGGUUUCAUCAUAUUCUAUUUACCUGCUAAUAUUCUAUAAUAUGCCAACAAUUAAGACGGUAUCAUCGAGGGAUUUUAUUACAUUUCGUUGGUCUCCUAUUUGACAGUCCUUUUGACUACUCAAAUGUAACCAAUACUCUACUUGAGCACACUUUCAAAAGAAUAAAUUGUUGUAAUCAUGUUCAACAUUACAAUCUGUAUCUUGAUAUUAUUUACUACAUGCUCAUCUGAAACUUGGAGUACAAGCAUUGCACAAUAUAUUCAUCAUUUAGAAGCCAUUUUGGAUAGCGUAAAGAGUGUUUUCAUUGUAAUCUUCCUUUCCUGCAUUUCUUUGACUCCCACAAUCAUAUUAUAAUAAUUUGAGACUGUGUCUGAUUCAUAACUUAUUAGAAUGAUCCACUAUUAUGAGGAGAAGGAAGAAGUUGAAGAAGAACCAAAGCAAAAGGCUUAAGAACAAAAGCCAUCUUAACCAGUAGAUACCAAACAAUUAUAAACUAAGGGAAUGGAAUAAUCAAUUAUGAUAGAAUAAACUAGUUAAGAUUAAAUCAAUAUGUCCCAGGACAACUUGUUGCAGAAAUGAUUAUUAAACAUAUUAUUGAUUAUCUUAGUAUUAGUUUGA